UGCUCUAAAUUUCCUUUGAAAAUUUAGGAGGUUGUGAAAAAUGGGAGAGGAAGUGGUGCUCUUGGAUUUUUGGGCUAGUCCUUUUGGGAUGAGGGUGAGGAUUGCCUUGGAAGGGAAGGGGGUCAAAUAUGAAUACAAGGAAGAACAGCUGGCACUUAUGCAAAAGAGCCCCCUUCUUCUUCAAUCAAAUCCUGUCUAUAAGAAGAUCCCGGUUUUGAUUCACAACAACAAACCCAUAUGUGAAUCUCUCAUUAUCCUUGAGUACAUUGAUUCUGUAUGGAAUGACAAGUUCCCUCUGUUGCCUUCUGAUCCUUAUCAACAAGCUCAGGCCAGAUUCUGGGCGGGUUUCAGUGCAAAGUUAUAUGAGUUUGGAAAAGAAAUAUGGAUGAAAAAAGGAGGUGAGCAAGAAAAGGGAAAGACAGAGUUGAUAGAAGGACUGAAACUGUUUGAGAAGGAGCUAGGGGAGAAGCCAUUCUUUGGAGGUGAAGCCAUGGGGCUAGUAGACGUGACUCUAGUGCCCAAUUUCACCUGGUUUUAUGUCUAUGAGAGAUGUGGCAACUUCAGCAUUGAAGAAGAGUGCCCCAAGUUGAUGCAGUGGGCAAAGAGGUGCAUGGAAAUAGACUUUGUGGCUAAGAGCCUUGCUGACCGACACAAGGUUUACGAGUUGGUUACAAAAUCAAAGAAGAAUCUGGGUUUGGAGUAGGCAAAUUUCUGAAUGUUGGAAUAAUCAUUCCAAGUUCUUCAGUUCAAGUUUUCUUAUGAAUAAAUUUGUUCAGUUUUUCUUAUAAAUAAACGUCAUAAUCUAAA
This is a messenger RNA of Rubroshorea leprosula, 807 nucleotides long. Lineage: Eukaryota; Viridiplantae; Streptophyta; Magnoliopsida; Malvales; Dipterocarpaceae. The record is from the annotation of a GenBank genome assembly.